CCGGGGCCACAGGGCCGAAGGUCACUUCACGGGCUUGGCAUGAACCACGCGCCUUUGGCAGGCACUAGGCGAAAUGCGCCACUUCGGUGCUUCCAGGUAAGGUGCAAGCAGCAAGCUAGCGAGCGGCGAUGCCUCCGGGUCACAAUUUCUCACCUGGCUUCCUUAAUGCCUAAACUCCUCGCACUAACUCCCUCCGACGCGACUUGCAGCUCCCCUGCUUCGCUCGCACCGCGAACCACGAGGCCGUGCCGGCGGUUGGCCCGGUCGCCACCGCGCUCGACGAGUGCGUCGCUCACCUAUGAGAAGUGCUCGCUCAGCUGAAGUUAGUGCUCAUUGUUUGCCACUGCUGUGGCGGGUGCAUUCGUAAGGAAGCAGAUUAACAGUCCUUAAAAACUGCUACGUAGUGACGUAGUUCCUGCCGAUGUCGGUGGCCUGACGUUCCCGUCUAGAUAUAUGCUCGCCUCACACUCAUUCUCUGGCGUCCAAAGCCGGGCACGCAAAGGAACCUUUCACUUUUUGGGCGUUCGAGUUGUUGUUGAGCUAGCGCUAGCUUGCAGGGCUGCAUACUCAUAUAGACACACACCUCAAUUUAAGCUUCCAUUUGUACCAGCCCUGGAACACUUAGCCAGGACGCAACAUCACAAGAUGCUGCAAUCGAUGUUGCGAGCGGCGUUGAGCUCCAUGACCUGGUGGCUGCUAGCGGCUGCGCUGUCUGGUGCUAUUGCUUGGUGGCGCCAUGCGGGCCGGCCCCGGGCCAAACCGACCUCGGCGGCUUUUGGCUGGCGCGCGGGGUCGGCAAUCUUUGGCUGUGCGCAAGAGUUCGACCGGGGCGCACCCCAUCGAACGCUUCUGGACUUCGCAACCCAAGAUCAGGAUGCUUCAAGCUUGCUGUCGAUUGGCUUUGGCGUCUUGCGCGGGCCCCUGGUCCUGGUCUCUGAACCCGGCGUGGCUGUUGGGCUGCUACGGUUAGAUGGCGCGAGCGCCCGGUCCAGUAAGGGCCCGGGCUAUGAUGCAAUCCGCAGCGUCACACCCGGACACCUGCUGGUCAGUGAGGGUCAGCAGUGGCGGCUUAUGCACGCCCUGGCGACACCCGCCUUUGCCGCCGCGCACAGGCGCCACACGCCCACCACCCUUGCCCGCGCCGCGCGUGACUUUGCCGAGGGCCUCCCGCUGCGGGCCGCGACGCCACCACCGCCGGUGCCGCCACGGCAGCAGCAAAUGCAGACGCUGCUGAGUGGCGGUGGCAGUCCCACCAGCAGGGCCACGCAGGGAGAGGCCACGUCAGCUGCUGGCCACGGCGGCGGCGACAGCUCCAGUUGUGGGGCAGACGGCAGCGGCGGCAGUAGCAGCACCACAAUAAGCGGCAGUAGCAGCACCACAAGCGGCAGUAGCAGCAGAAGAGGCAGUAGCACGGAUGGCGCAUUUGUGGUUGAGGACCUGGCGGCUGAGGUGCGGAGCUGGAGCCUGGGCGUGGUGAUGGAGGUUGUGUUCGGCAGCAGUAGCAGCGGCAGUGGCAGUAGCAGCUGCGGCAGUGGCAGCAGUGGCAGCGGCAGUGGCAGAAGUAGCAGCGGCAGUGUCAGUGGCAGUAGCAGCAGCAGUGUCAGUAGUAGCAGCGACCGCAGCAGCGGCAGUAGCAAGGCGGAACUACUGGAGCGCGGGGCGUUUGCGGCGGCGCUGCGGGGGGUCAUGGAGGAGUGGCACCGCAGGGCUGUAGCACUGCUGCCGCUGUGGCGGCUGCAGGCGGCGGUGGCGGCGGCAGCACAUGCUACAGCCGCCGCUGCCGCCACGGCCGCCGCCACCGCCACCGCGGCCUCCUCUGUGGCGGCUGUCAAGGGUGGCGACGCGUAUGCACCGAGGCUGCUGCUGCGGCGGCUGCUGUGCGCGUGCACCGUCAUCAGCAUCGGCGGCGGCCUUCUCCGGCGCGGCCGGGCAUGGGCUCUGGCGGUGGCGGCACGGGUGUUGGGCUGGGCCGCCGACGCAUUGAUGGUGGCGGACUGCGGUGGCGUGGCGGCGGCGCGGCGGCUGCGGCGGAGUCAGGAGGUGGUGGCGGCGUUUGUGCGGCGGGAGGUACGGGCCGCGCUGGCAGAAGCUGCUGCGGCGGUGGCUUCGUGUGUGGAGCCGGCGGAGGCGGAGGCAGCGGCAGUAGUUGGGGACCGGGGCGGCGGAGAAAGCGGUGACAGCGGCAGCGGCGGCGGUGGCGGCGGUGGCGGCGGUGGCGGCGGCAAGGUGACUGUGGCAAACGUGGCGGCGGCGGCGCCGCCGCCGCCGCCUCCACCAAAACCGCUGGUCCGUGUCAUUGCGGCAGAGGCGGUCAGGCAAAGUGCUGCACGUGCACCUGCGCCUGCGCCUGCGCCUGCGCCUGCGCCUGCUUUGGCUUCGGAUGGUGGUGCCGGAGGAGGACACACGGGGCGCACCGCAGCCGCUGCAGCCUCAGCCGCAUCAGCCGGCGGUGCGGGUUCAGAGCAUGGGGAGCGGCUGGCUGUAGCAGCGGAGGGCGUGGCCCUGACGCUGGUGGGCAUGGGGCACGAGAACGUGUCUGCUACUGCCGCCUGGGCGUUGCUACUGCUGGCGGCACACCCGGAGCAGCAGCAGGCGCUCUACCGCGAGUUGAGGCAGUGGGCGGCAGCUGCAGCACCCGCACCCACAGCCACACCCGCAGCCGCAGUCGCACCCGCAGCCAUCACCGCUGCCGCCGAGUCACUCCCCGGUGGCGGCGGCGGCGGCUUCGCCACCCCCACAGCAGCAGUAGCGGCAGCAACUGCAGUGGCCACGCCAGCCGCGGGCGGCGCCGGCCUUGACACUGCAGAUCCCGGCGGCAGUAGCCGUACUGCGGCGCUGCUGCGGCUGCCGUACCUGGAUGCCGUACUGCGGGAGACGCUGCGGCUGUACCCGCCCGUGCCCAUGCUGUCACGCCAGCUCAUGCAGGACACCACGAUCGGUGGCGUCAUGCUCCCCAAAGACGUGGAGCUGGUGGUGUCGCCCUACGUGCUGCACCGCCUGCCGCGGCUGUGGGGCCCGCACGCCGCCUGCUUCCAGCCUGAGCGCUUCAUGCCGCCACCGCCGCGACCGCCGCCGCCGCCGCUGCCGUCGGCCCUGUUACCGCUGUCUCCCACACCGCCGCCGCCAGCGCCGACUCAGCAGCCCGCCUCGGCGUCGCCGCGACCGGCGCCUGAGCCGGGUCAAAGCGAGCUCUCAGCAGGGACGCCGUCGCCAACGCCGCCGCCAACGCCGCCGCCAACGCCGCCGCCGAUGUCGCCGCAAAAGCAUCCGCAGAAGCUGUCCGCUGCAUGGUCGGCGCCGCUCGCGCUGCUGCAGCCGCAGCAGCCGCUGCAUUCGCUGCCACAGCCGCAUCACACGCAGCGGGCUCUGUCAGCGGACGCUGGUUUCGUGUCCCACGGCGGCGACCACGCCGCUGCUGCUCCGUAUGCGGGUGCCGGCGGAGCGGGCAGCGGUUUGAGCGGUGUCGGCAAUAGUUUGAGCAGUAGCAUCAGCAUCAGCAGUAGAAGCUCUGCUGCUGGUGUCACUGCUGGCUGCGGUGACGACGGCUGGCAGUCCCAGCACCACCAGCGUCACACCGCAUGUGUCAGGGGCCUCAGCAGCCCUGGAGUGCUGUCACUGCCGCCGCCGCCGCCGCCGCCGCCGCCGUCGCCGCCGUCGCCGCCACCGUCAGCGCUCGCGGCUUCCACAGUGGCGACUACUCCGAUUGCGGCGGUAGCAGUCGCGACAGCAGCAGCGCCGGCCUCUCCGCAGCAGCAGCCUUCCCCACCUCCGCCUGCUGCUGGUGGCGGCUGUACGGAACCAGCAGCAGCGGGUCCCUACCUGCCCUUUGGCGCGGGGCCCCGGGCCUGCCCCGGCGCCUCCUUCGGCUCCGCGGAGGUAAAGCUGCUCGUGGCGCAUGUGGUGAUGCGCUACAGCCUGGAGCUGCUACAGCCGCCGCCGCCGUCGCCGCGGCUGCAGCCAGCAGCGGCGGCUGCUACUGCCGCCGCCAUUGCCGCGGCUGCAGCUGGAAGGGAUGGUGACGGCGGCGGUCCAGUGGUGAGCCGAAGGGCUACAAGCAAUGUCAAGGGCGGCGGCAGCAGCGGCAGCGGCAGCGGCAGCGGCAGCGGCAGCGGCAGCGGCGGCGGCGGCGGCAGCAUCUCCACCUCUGAUGCAGCAGCCCCUGUCCCCUCUGAUGUGGACCUGCUACUGCCGCAGCAGCUGUUUGUGUCGUUGCGGCCAGGGCCGGGCGUGCGGGUGUGCUUUGUGCCCAGGCAUCAGCAGCAGGUUGAAUGAGGUGCCGUUUGCUUGGCCGUGUGUGAACUAACGCGCCACUGUACGCAUCUAGCUAGUUUGGAGUGGAAACUGGCAUUCGUGGCCGUGUGGUACGUAGUUGGUCGUGCGGGCAGGUAGGAAGUGCAAGUGAUAGUUUCAGCACGAUGCACACGGGUUUGCCGCAGCGGCGAUGCGUCGGGAUGCAUCUGGCGCAUACUGCCGGUACGUAGGGACUUUGUUCGUGUUCCUUUCUCGUGUUGGCUAGCACACAUGUAUAGGCGGGGUUGCACGUGUUCUAUCUGGUGUUAGCUACCGCCGUAGCACGGGGCUGCACCAUAUGUUGCUGUUGACCCGUGCUGGGCGUGUGGGGUUGACAUGCAGGAUGGGGACCGGCGUCACUGGUUUUGGGACUGCACUGUGGCGCUGUCCCUGCAAGAAAACAUGGGAAUGGCUAUGGGUUUCGUGCCAGAGGAUGCUCUAAGUGCCUUCUCUUGUGAGGAGUUGUGGUUAGUGCGCCCGCCUGCGGAGCUUGCGCCACCUGUGUGGGAUGUGGUGUGUCUCGCUGCUAUGUCUGCCCUGGACUUUGGUCGGCAGCGUAUGGUUAUAGCCGGGCUGGCGGCGCGAGCGAAGCUGCCGUCGGCCCGGGUGCUGAGCAUUGGACUUGCCGUCGUAGCUGACUUCUGGGGUCGUCUCCAGACGUUUGUGACUUUGGGUAUCAGGCCAAAGGGUUGGGACACUGUGCCGUCUGCGCAUCCUUUCAUCUCUCGGGCUGUUGGUGACGGCAUGGUUUUGCGCUUGCCGUAUGACGCUGAUUCCCCGCCUCCCUCGCCGUGAGAGGUUGUGCGUGGUUGGUGGCUUUGUGUGUGGGCAAGAUGCACAUGUGGGCGAUGUUCUAGUACCUGGACGCUUGCGCCCUGGUUAGUGCGUGCGCUGUGCGUGUGUCCUGCGGCCUAGACGUUUCCCGGCACUUCUGUGCCUAGGCUUGUGGCGUUGAGGCACAGCGGUGCGGCUCUGGCGGGUUGAGGCUUGGCUAGGACUCACUGUGCGCGGAGUCACACGGACUUCGUCCGCGGGAGGGUUUGCAGCAAAGUCGGGGUUGGUGGAGUCAUGUUGGGCCCUGAUAGCAUGUGAUGGCUCGGCGUCUUCGGGUGCUGGGACUGUCCCCUCUGUAACAUCCGCAUUCA
Molecule: messenger RNA, 5435 nt
Organism: Chlamydomonas reinhardtii
Lineage: Eukaryota; Viridiplantae; Chlorophyta; Chlorophyceae; Chlamydomonadales; Chlamydomonadaceae
Exons: 4
Coding region: 646-4272 (1208 amino acids)
Molecular function (GO): iron ion binding; oxidoreductase activity, acting on paired donors, with incorporation or reduction of molecular oxygen; monooxygenase activity
Source: RefSeq, a predicted model, not a curated record